Rhopilema esculentum is the source of this 4276-nucleotide messenger RNA. NCBI's taxonomy places the organism in Eukaryota, Metazoa, Cnidaria, Scyphozoa, Rhizostomeae, Rhizostomatidae. The record is from RefSeq and is a predicted model, not a curated record.
GAAACAGCGAAGGAAGCGGCGAAGGAGAAAAGGAAACAAAUCGAAUGAAGAAACAUAUUGAAAUGGAAUUAGAAACAGUGAUGUUUGUGAGAAUGUUUGAUUUCAGAAAGUGUAAUUCUUCAAUGCAAACAUUACAAUUGCAUUUCCUUUAGUCAAAUUAUAAAGCUUUAGUAAUAUGGUUAAUCAAUAAUGCAAGAUGUGGCUUCUGAAACCAAGAAAUAUGCACUGAUCCGCAAGAAGUUGUUAGGCCCUAUAAGAACCGACUUCCCUGAAUUAGAGGGAAAUCAUUGUCAUUGCCCGACAAAAAGGACGUGGAAUAGAGUUUGUUCAUUUCCACUGAAAACAUGAUCAUCGGGAGAAAUUUUUUAUGUUACAAGAAAGUUUCAGAUGGUGCAGUGUCAGUUUUAUUGGAACAUAAACAGAAGGGAGGGACCCUGCUUUUUGAAAAGGGUGUUGUUGCAGAAUUGGAGCAAUUGGAAACUGAUGAAAUUAAAAAAUCAUACACAAAGGCAUUUGAUGCUUAUGUAUUUAUAGGUGCAUUAAAACUUCAUAUUGGUGAUGAGUAUUUCAUAUUUCUAUUCUUUGUUGAUGGUUGUUCAUCAGUUGGCAAGAUAAAUGAGCAUGAAGUGUUUCGAAUAACAUCUUGCAUACAUUUACAACUUCAAGAAAGCACUGAAGUUGUUGCUCGUGUUGCAGAUGUCCAGAAGCUUCUUUCCUCUGGCAACUUCUUCUUUUCUUGCUCAGCAAAUGGCAAUAAUACAUUUGAUCUUAGUCUCUGUGCUCAGAGAAGGCAUUUACAAGAACAACCAGACAGCAGAUUCUUUUGGAACCAUGCCCUCCACUUACAUUUGCAAAGGUUUAACAUUGACUGCAAUGAAUGGCUUGUUAGAAUUAUGUGUGGCUACAUUCAAAUCCGUACAGUGUAUGUUGGCAGUAGUCAAGCCAAAGCUUGUUUGAUAUCACGACUUAGCUGUGAAAGAGCUGGAACAAGAUUCAAUGUAAGAGGAACAAAUGAUGAUGGACAUGUGGCUAAUUUUGUUGAAACGGAACAGAUUAUUCUUCUGGAUGAUUGUGAGACAUCUUUUGUUCAAACUAGAGGAUCAGUGCCAGUAUUUUGGGAGCAGCCUGGUGUCCAAGUUGGCUCACACAAAAUAAAAUUUUCUCGUGGACAUGAAGCAUCCUCUCCUGCUUUUGAAAGGCAUCUUGCAAGUCUCAAAUCCAUUUAUGGGUAUCAGCUUUUGGUAAAUUUGCUUGGCAGAAAGGAAGGGGAACAUUCGUUAAGCACAGCAUACAAGGACCACUUGAAGGCAUCCUGCCACAGCUUUGAUACUCAUAUCAUAAUGUUUGAUUAUCAUUAUCAUUGUCGAGGAGGCAAGACUGAAAAUUUGAAAAGUUUGGUUGACAAAGCUCAGGCCUCUGUUGAUAAUUUUGGAUUCUUUGCUUUCACUGGUGAUGAAAUCGUUAAGUCACAAAUUGGAACAAUCAGAACUAACUGUGUCGAUUGCUUAGAUCGCACAAACGCAGUUCAAACCAGAUUUGGCCAGACGGUUCUUGUUGAUCAGCUUGCAAGCAUUGGCCUAACCGAUAAAUCAAUCCCUUCUCGAUUCCAAGAAGUGUACAAAAGCAUGUGGCUGCAAAAUGGAGAUCAAAUCAGCAAACUUUAUUCUGGAACCGGAGCUUUGGAUAGCGGCAUCAAGGGAACUCUUGCAAGCAAGUUUCACGACGGAGCAGUGUCAGUUAAAAGAGCCUUCGUCAACAACUUCUUAGAUGGAAGUAAACAGGAAGCGAUCGAUAUCCUUCUUCUUGGAAAUACCUUUAUCGGAAGCAUUGGUGAACGAGCAAGGGCGCUGUUGAAUGCCUCGUUUUUGCAUUCAUCACCGAAAAUUCUUAAGGAGCUCUGCUACCAACACGAGGUAUUCACGAACACCUCAGAAAUUCGUGUGUGCUGCGGGACCUGGAACGUUAAUGGAGGCAAGCAUUUUCGUAGCAUUGCCUACAAACACAUGUCGAUGCACGAUUGGCUGUUAGAUUAUUAUGCGAAAUCACCAGAAGGAAUUCUCGAUAAAGAAGAAGAGUUUAGUCGACCCCCUGAUAUCUACGCACUUGGAUUCGAGGAGAUUGUGGACUUGAAUGCAAAUAACAUCAUCUCAACCAGUUCAACGCAGAAGAAGGAAUGGGGAUCUGAAUUGCAGCGAGUCAUAUCCAGGGAUCAUCCAUACGUUCUCUUGACUGCAGAGCAAUUGGUUGGGGUUUGUUUAUAUGUCUUUGUUCGUGUGCAUCAUCUGCCGUUCAUUAGGGACGUUGCCGUCGACACUGUGAAAACCGGUUUAAAAGGGAGCACAGGGAACAAAGGUGCCGUCGCCAUUCGCCUUCUUUUCCAUUCAACAUCGCUGUGCUUUGUUUGCGCCCACUUAGCAGCUGGUCAGUCCAAUGUUGCUGAGAGAAACAGUAAUUAUCACGACAUUUCGAAAAGAAUCAGCUUCCCUAUGGGCUCUGUGCUGUCUUCUCACGACUAUGUGUUUUGGUGCGGCGAUUUCAACUACCGAAUCGACUUGCCUAAUGAGGAAGUGAAAUCAAUGAUAAAAGACAAACGCUGGCCUGAAUUAAGAGCAAGCGAUCAGCUAUCGGUGCAAAAGGCAGAAGGAAAGGUUUUCAAAAGUUUUCGUGAGGGACCGAUUAGAUUUGCUCCAACUUACAAAUACGAUUUGUUCUCUGAUGAUUAUGACACAAGUGAGAAAAUGCGUUGCCCUGCGUGGACCGACCGGGUCCUUUGGUAUCGCAAGCAGUACAAGAAAGUAGAACCGAGUGCGGAACGCGAGACGGAAGGAGACGUUGACGCAGUUACCGAGAAGAGAGAUGUAGCUCAGCCGCUCAAUGCCUGGAACCCUGGCAGAAUUCUUUAUUACGGCAGAGCCGAGUUGAAAACUUCAGAUCACAGGCCUGUUAUUGCUGUUGUUGCAAUCCAACUGCAAAUCGUGGAUCAAAAGAAGUUAGCCAAGGUUCACAAUGAAAAGAUGAAAUCCCUUGGCCCUGCAAAUCCAACUGUUGUAAUAGAAGUUGAUAAUAGUGUUUGUGAUUUACCAGAGGAUUACGAAAUCAAUGUUGAAAAUGCCCUGGAGUUGUUUCAGCAGUGUGGAGAUAUCGUUUUGAUCAGGGCUGUUGAGGACCAGAUACUUUUGACUUACGAAGAUGGCAGGAGUGCACUUGCAGCGCUUGAGCUAAGUGGCAAAAUGCUGGACGAUGUCCCCAUUCUCGUGAGCCUAAAAAGCGCGGAGACUUUGUCCAAAACCGAACCCUCCAUCCAUGCCCUAGUUUCUCUUGGAAACGACGAUGACAGUGAGACCGACGAGCAUGGUUUUACUCUCUCUGAGCUGCUUACACAUUCGCGGCGAAACACUCGAUCGAAUUCGAUCCUUCUACCCGAAAAACUGAGCGAGCAGGCCAACUUCCUUGAUGAUGACGACGACGAGACUCGCUCUGUCGACGAUUUCUUAGAGGGAGAUUCCGAUUCAGGUGAGGAACUUCUGGAAGGAGAUUCCCAGGAAAUAAUUCUUAAACGCCAGCAAGAAAUGGUGGAUAGUGAUGAGGAAGAAGAGAAAGAAACUGAGGAACGCUCUAAGGCAUCACCGGCAAGGCCUGUUAAUCCUCCACAGCGCCCUUCAAAUCCUCCUAAGCGGCCAGCUGCUCCACCAAAGCGGCCAUCUGCGCCAACAAAACCGCCUCGACCAAACAGUGCGACACCAAUUAAUGACGCAGCAGUUUGUUCGAAAGAUUAUAAAGUUGUUCCUGAAAAAGAUAUAAACAUAUUACGAUCGCAGACUUCCUUUAGCGAAUUUGAUCCCUUAAGUCAAAAAGCGGAAAGGGUAAAGCCUGAAAGGCCGCUAGACCUAAACAGGCCCCUGCUAAGCCCCGCCACCACGUCCAGCCAUUAAGAAGAGGUUGACAUGGAUCAGAAAAAUGUGCCAGAAGAUGAUGAAACUCCAAAGAAAUCAUCAGUCAAAGCUGCCAAAGAUGACAACGAAAACAUCAGCAAUCCAUUUUAAUGUGACACAUCUUUUGCAUGUUGACUCGUCAAAUGUGGAAGAGUUAUGUCAAAACUCUCUGAAUCCAGAUCCUCUUCGUCAGUAAGCGUCCGAGUGUUAUCAGAACGAAACCAAAAACACCAGAAAACACCAAAACAUCGGAGGAAAUAGAAGCUGCCAGAAUGCUAAAAUGCAACCGAGGUCGGUCUCUACGCCACCAGAAGCCGGUCUCUACGCCUCCCGAAAGGCCGACC